AUGGCGCUACAAAUGUACAGGAGAAAGCGGCCCCGACGAGAGUCCAGCGAUGGCUACUCUGUCGAGGAAGUCUCCGCCGAUGAUAUGGGCUACGACGGGGACAUCGAGGUGCUUCUACCGGACCAGUACGAGGAACCGGACUCGGAUUUCGAAGAUGACAAGAACAAGGCGCUCAGGAGGUUGUGGCCCGAUACAGACGACGAGUUGGCCAGCAAACUACGGAGACUGUCCUGUGAUCCUCACUCUUCCCUGCGCCACACCGCUCGACAAGAGGAUGAUGGUGAGCGGGGCCGCAAACGCAUGUCAAGGGAAAUGGACGACGACGACGAUGCUGAGGGUGAUAUCCCGCUCAAGCGUACCGAGAUCGAAGUGUCGGAGAUGGUGGACGGACACGCUGAGCAGCCACCACUGAAAAGAAGGAAGAACAGGAACAGCAAGCCGCCACUACUGGGACAACGGGUUGCGAGGAAGCAGGUGGGUGCAGAGGCCUGGUCGGACAGCUCCGAGCGGUCCGAGGAGGCCAUGAUCGAGUCAUCGACGGGGACGCCAGACGGGACCAACACGCCGUUGACGCCGUUGCGGAAUGAAGAGGCUGAAGACGAGGGUGUUGAUCAUGAUGCCAUGGACCUUGGAUGA
This is a messenger RNA of Fonsecaea multimorphosa CBS 102226, 636 nucleotides long. RefSeq lists its product as uncharacterized. The record is from RefSeq and is a predicted model, not a curated record. The coding region runs from base 1 to 636 and encodes 211 amino acids. Lineage: Eukaryota; Fungi; Ascomycota; Eurotiomycetes; Chaetothyriales; Herpotrichiellaceae. The transcript has a single exon.